Molecule: messenger RNA, 2079 nt
Organism: Trypanosoma rangeli
Lineage: Eukaryota; Euglenozoa; Kinetoplastea; Trypanosomatida; Trypanosomatidae
Exons: 1
Coding region: 1-2079 (692 amino acids)
Cellular component (GO): nucleus; cytoplasm
Molecular function (GO): protein binding
Source: RefSeq, a predicted model, not a curated record
AUGCGGGCUAUGAUUCCCCCGGAGCUGCGCGCCCUGGCGCGUGUGGUGAGCGACAUCGAUAGCAGGCAGUUUCCCGAGCUCUUCACGCCUGUUGGACUCAAUCCGCCUGUGCAGGAGCUUGAAAUGUUGCUGGCAGAGAUCACCGGGGCACCCCUUUCCGCGAAGGAAUUUCGACAGUUUCAAACAGUUAUAAUGGAGGAGAGACACCACCUGCGUGGGGUGGACCUCACAACGGUGGCGGAGUCUCAGGUGGGCACUGCCCUCUCUCUCACCUCACGUCUGGAUACUACCUGCACAGAGGCGGAGGUUCCAUUGGCACACGUCUUUCCUCACAUGAAGGAGGCUCACAACUUCUUUGUAGGCAUUACAUCGUUCAAAUGUUCGGUGAAUCAGGCCCCCGUAUUUUAUCGUCUUUCCGAUGCAUUAUGCACCCUGCUGCUCCGUGCACUGGAGGAGCUACAGCGUUACAUGGAUGAAAUUUUGCUUUGGAACCAGGGACUUGGUGGGUUAAAGGGACGAUCCAAAGGUAAACCAUAUGCGGAGGAUGGAGAACAAGAAGAUGCGAUGCUAUGGGUACGUGAGGGUGUGUGUCUCCCUGCUGAAUUUGAGUGUGCCUUUGCCGAUAUUGACGGCGAUGUCGGAUUCCACUUGGCACACCUGCGCUGGUAUGUGGAGGUGUGCCAGCAGUCGAUCUACUUUGAUUCAGGCGCGUAUUUGGGCGACGUUUCCGUGCAGAAGAUUUGGAACGCCUACGUGGGGAAGGAGAGGCCGGCAUGUUUUGUGGAGAACUUUUCACCUGCGCUUCAGCUUUUCCCUGAGUGGUCUCGCGUGCCGAUUAUGGAGGCCGUUAACUACCGGGGGUGCGGGGUGGUUUCACUCUACACCCUUAAGCGCCUCCUUAGCAUUUGGGGCCCCUUUCUUCUUUUGGAUCGCAACAUGAAGGAUGACAUACGGGUUGGGCUGUUUGAGCUUGAGCACUCGCUGGAGUACCAAGAAAAGGCGUUUGCGCGGCGCGAGGACGCGAAGGAGGGGGAUUGCGUGGCCACGCUGACCAAAACCCCUGGCGAGGUGGUGGUGCUCGUCCUUCUUCGCCAGUCGAAGAGCUGUGUCGGCGACGAAAACGGUCUGACGACGUGGAAGAUACGCUUCACUCAGCAAACCGGGGCGUGGGUGGCGGAGAGACUCACCAUGGCGGAGUACGACACCGUCUACGACGCCUGCUGCGCGUUUCCGGAACUCUUUCGCCGGCCGUGUGGGAAAUGCUACCAGCUCGUGGAAACUCCGGAGGCGGUACCCCUGCGGGCGGACUUUAACAGCGCGGUCGCACACGCCGUCUGCGGCCUGCACCGCGCCUGCUUUCGAAAUAAUAGUCGCUACGUGAAAACCCUCUUGGAGCGGGGCUUGGCGGUGGUGGUGAACACCACCGUGACGGAUCCGGCAAUCUCAACCCAGUUCUCUUGGACACCUCUGCUGUGCGCCGUGAACAACCCCAACAGUGACCCCGGGGAGGUUGUGCGGAUGCUGCUGAGCGCCGGCGCGGACGUGAACAUCUAUGACGAGGCUCAAUGCACCCCGCUCUACUACGCCAUCGCCAACGGUUAUGUGGAUGCCGCACGCGCGUUGCUCGAGCACUCACCGCACCUUCGAACGUCCAAUUUAUCUGUACCGCUACUCGUGGCGCUCGGGGCGCACCACUUUCACGCGUGCGAGAGCGACAUCCGCCGCCUCUGCGACCUCAUCCCGUCGGCCGACAUGCUACAGGUGCUUUUGUCGUAUGAAAGAAGUCUGCCCCUGCUGCGGCUCUGUGUGGACAUCAUCACUGGCAAACUCAGCGGCGAUGAGCGGCUGCAGCGGCCCACCGAUGAAAUCUCCAUUUGGUCCCCCAACGGUGCGGUGGAGCUCCGGACGCCGGAGGAAGAGCAGUCUCUUAUCGGCAUCAUUGCGUACCAUAGCGAACUCUGCCAGCAAUUCCGAGAGGACGUCUCAGCCGCCGCACGGCUUCUGUACAACCACUGCUACUUCCUUUCAUGCAGGGAGGCGUUCAAACCCACCCUGGAGAGCCGUGAGGCUUCCUCUUGA